AUAUCUAUACAUUCAAUAAUAUACUUCGUAUAUAGUACUACACAACAAGUGAACUAUGGAAGGUCAAUUAACGGCCACCACAACUCCACUCCACAGUCACAAGCUCCUCCGUCGAACCACCUUCAACCACCUAUACAUGGUGGUUUACGCCACCGCGUUACUAUCCUUUCUCUACCACCAUCUAACCACACUCCUCAACACUUCCUCCACCUCUUAUUUCAUCAUCUCUUUUCUACUCCUCCUCUCUGACCUUAUCCUCGCCUUCUCGUGGGUCUGCACCCAAUCCUUCCACUUCCGCCCUAUCCGCCGCCAAGAAUACCCCGAAAAGCUGACCUUUAAAGAGGGAAAAAAACAACUUAUUCCGGCAGUGGGAAAUAAAGAACUUAUUCCGGCGGUUGACAUAUUCAUUUGUACGGCUGACCCUCACAAGGAACCACCUAUUGGGACGGUGAAUACGGCGUUGUCGGUGAUGGCUUAUGAUUACUGGCCGGAAAAGAUCUCGGUGUAUGUGUCAGAUGAUGGUGGGUCCCAGGCUACCCUUUUUGCCUUGAUGGAAGCUGCUAAAUUUGCUCGCCAUUGGUUGCCUUUCUGUAGGGAGAAUAAUGUUGUGGAAAGGUGUCCUCAAGCUUACUUUAAUGGCAGUUUUUACCCUAAUCGUUCACUUGAGGGUGACAAAAUGAAGACCAUGUACGAAAGCAUGAAGGUAAGAGUUGAAAAUGCAGUAGAAAGAGGGAAGAUUGAAGAAGGGCAAAUUGAUGACGAAGAAAUGUUAGAGGCUUUUUCCAAAUGGACUGACGAUUUUACACGUCAAGUUCAUCCUACCGUUAUUCAGGUUUUACUGGGUACUAUGAAGGACAAGGAUGUUACUGGUAAAUCAAUGCCUAACUUGAUUUAUGUAUCUAGAGAGAAAAGCAAGAUCCAUCACCAUCGUUUUAAGGCGGGUGCCCUCAAUACUUUGGUUCGGGUAUCAGCGACGAUGACAAAUGCACCAAUUGUGCUAACAUUGGAUUGUGACUCAUAUUCUAACGAUCCACAAACCAUCAAACGGGCUUUAUGUUACUUUUUGGAUCCUGAAAUUCGGCCCACAUUGGCGUAUGUUCAAUUCCCUCAGAUUUUCCGUGGGCUCAACAGAGGCGAUAUCUAUUUUUGCGAACAUAAACGUCUUUUCAUAAUUAACCCACUAGGAAUGGAUGGGCUUUACGGCCCAAAUUAUGUUGGAACUGGGUGCUUCUUUCGACGUCGAGCCUUUUUUGGAAGUCCGUCAUCAUUGAUCCAGCCUGAAAUCCCGGAACUAAGCCCAGAUCACGCAGUCAAUAAGCCCAUUGCAUCACUGGAUAUACUUGAAUUAGCCCAUUGUGUCGCUGCUUGCAACUUUGAGAACCAAGAGGGAUGGGGCACAAAGUUGGGCUUUCGAUACGGGUCAUUGGUGGAAGACUACCAUACGGGUUAUCGGAUGCAAUGUGAAGGAUGGAGGUCCGUGUUUUGUAACCCAGAAAGGCCAGCUUUCUUAGGGGAUUCACCAGUGACACUAAUUGAUCUGCUAAGCCAAAGUAAGAGGUGGAUGAAUGGGCUUCUUGACGUUCUAUUCUCAAGAUACAGUACUCUCACAUUUGGUAUUCAGAAAAUGGGCUUACUCAUGAGUUUUGCUUACACACAUUAUACACUCUGGCCCAUUACCUCAAUUCCAUUGACCAUUUAUGCCUUCAUCCCUCAGCUUGCUCUUCUCAAUGGAAUUCCCAUCUUCCCAAAGAUUUCAGACCCAUGGUUCCUCUUAUACAUAUUCCUUUUCAUUGGGGCCAACGGAAAAGACCUCAUAGAGUAUCUUCUAGAAAAAGGAACCUUCGAAAGAUGGUGGAAUGCUCAAAGAAUGUGGAUGAUAUGUGGACUCUCAAGUUUCCUAUUUGGAUGCAUAGACUACACUCUUAGUUCCUUAGGAAUCACGGUUCGAGGAUUCGAUAUAACGAGCAAACUACAAGACGAUGAACUAAGCAAGAGGUACGAUCAAGGGACUUUCGAGUUCGGUGUAGCUUCACCUAUGUUUGUGCCUAUGACAAUGGCAGCAAUAAUUAACCUGGUUUCCUUUGUUAUGGGACUUGUUGGUGUGUUUAGAAGUGGGGUGGGAAAUAUGGAGGGGUUAAUUUUGCAGAUUUUGUUGUCUGGUUUUGUGGUGAGUAAUUGUUGGCCAGUUUAUGAGGCUAUGGUAUUUAGGAGUGAUAAAGGAAAGAUGCCUACUAAAAUUACCUUAAUUGCAGUAUUUCUAGCUUCAAUUUUGAUUGUGGGAAGUUGAAUUAGGGUUUACUUGGGUUUAUUACCUUGUUUUGUAAUACUUAUGUGAAGAUAGUUCGUUUAAAUAAAAACGAAUUUGAGUUACUAUGUCAA
Spinacia oleracea (spinach) is the source of this 2379-nucleotide messenger RNA. Its product is annotated as cellulose synthase-like protein G3. NCBI's taxonomy places the organism in Eukaryota, Viridiplantae, Streptophyta, Magnoliopsida, Caryophyllales, Amaranthaceae. The transcript is spliced from 6 exons. Gene Ontology annotation, biological process: cellulose biosynthetic process. The coding region runs from base 56 to 2287 and encodes 743 amino acids. Gene Ontology annotation, cellular component: membrane. The record is from RefSeq and is a predicted model, not a curated record. Gene Ontology annotation, molecular function: cellulose synthase (UDP-forming) activity.